UUUUUAGUUUUGAAAUAGAGGUUGAAUUUUGUGUUACUUUGUUUGUAGGGUGCCAGUGUUGGAGCUGUAUGUACUGAGCUCAAUCCUAUGCCAGUGUGGGCGUCUCUUGUCGUCUCAAAAAUAUAUAGUACAGUCUUGAGUGUCAUUGUCAGAUGGGCGAUCGUCGACGUCGUUGAGUGUCAGGGCCGUUACACAUCAGUUGGUAUCAGUUGGGAUCAACUGAGGUCUAACUUUAUUAUUGCCAAUGUUGGCAGUAUUGUGACGUCAGUCAGUCAGAGUCUGGUUGACUACGAAAUCAUAGUGACAAGUGGUAUCAGUAGCAAGGACUAGACAAAAUAUGAAGGACGAGAUUGUGAAACCUUUGGACGUAGAAACAUGCAGUGUUGCUAUCAGUUUGGGGGCAACACCAGAAUAUAACAUUGAAAAUAUUGUAAACGAAAAUCUAUAUCUAAAGGGAUGCUUUUCUAAAAUACACCCAUUAUUGAGAAAGGGUCAAGUAAUCGGAAGAGGCGCGACAGGACAUGUGUAUAAGCUUAUAGAAGACUCAAAGACAGAAGUCGAGUAUGUUGUGAAAGAGAUAUGCUUGCCUGCUGAAGACAGCGAAAAGCUCUCGAACGUAUUUUACAGAGAAGUGGAAGUUUUGAGAGGACUACCUGAUCACCAUCGCAUAAUACAAUUCUUUGGAUAUUGCGUUUCAGAAUGCUACUGUUCAUUAUAUUUGGCAUACAUGAAACUGGGUUCUAUAAGUGCGGCAUUACGUAAAGGACCUUUCUCUGAAGAAAAGUGUUUUCUCUAUACAGGUCAAAUUCUAGAAGGUUUAGAGUUUUUACACAAGAACGGGGUUAUACAUAGGGACAUUAAAGGUCCGAAUGUUUUACUUGAAGACGAAAAUAAUAUCAGGAUAACAGAUUUCGGACUAGCUAAAUUUAUGGAUGAUUCAGAUAAUACAAUGGAAUUGGGAACUUGUCGAUGGAUGGCACCUGAAGUUGUUAACAGAAAGCCAGAUAUGGAGCCAUAUAAUUUUAAAGCAGACAUUUGGAGUGUGGGCUGUACAGCUCUAGAGAUGAUCACAGCUAAAGUACCUUAUCACGAUCGCUCUAACAUUGCAAAUAUAAUAUUCACUCUUCACAACGGUGAAAGUCCUAAACUUCCUGACAACAUUUCAGAGAGAAUGGAAAGGCUCUUAAAAAAAACUUUUGUGAUAAAUCAUGUAGAAAGAUUUUCAGCAGAAAAACUUAUUGAAGAAUUUUUCUCUAUAGAAUCUCAAACAGAAAACAAACAUUGCAAUAUUAUUCAAAUCCAGGAACUGUCUUUCUAUGAAGACAAAGAAGGAACAUGGCACAAUGCUAGCUACACACAUGAAAGAAUACAAAACAUGAAAGGCGUAAAAAAAGAUUUCUGUGUUUACCUCUUGAUCGUCAUAUUUGCGAUAAUAUUCUUUCCAAUCAGCAUUGGUACUUUAGUAGCAAUGUGGCAAUGUAAAAUGAAAAGGCAUUAUGUUAAAGGAAAAUCUGCUCCAUCUGUCGAUGUUCUGAAAUGUUGGAUAAAAGGGAACCCAAUGAAAAACAAAAAUGUUUUUGUAUUGACGGAUCCUGAAGAACAUGACGACAGAAAGUUUAUAGUAAAAGAGAAUGUCUUUACAGAUGACAGAAAGUUUUAUUAUUACGUAAACAAUGAGCUGUUACAAGGUUUGAAACAUGAAAACUUGAUCUCCUUCUAUGGUUACAUUGAGGAGUCUAACUUGAUAUUAACAUUCUUCGACUACAUGCCAGCAGGUUCCCUUCAAGACUUGUACAACCAACAAGGAAAAAUACAAGAAUCUAAAUGCUUUAAUUAUGCUGAACAAAUUUUGGAAGGACUACAGUAUCUGCAUUCCAGAAGAAUUGCCCACAUGAAUAUUAGAUGUGAAACAAUUGUAUUUGAAACAGAAGACAAACUACGAAUCGCUGGAUUGUCUCACAUAAUAAUAGGGCGUCAAAUGAUAUCGUCUGCUGAUUAUGGCAAAGAAAGAUGGACAGCACCGGAAGUGUUCAAUGAAGCACAUGGUCAUGGUUUCUAUGAUUACCAAUCAGAUAUAUGGAGUCUUGGUUGUACUGUUGUGGAGAUGUUGACAGCAGAAUGUCCAUAUGCUUAUGAGAAGUACCUGCCAUCAGUAAUUAUUACCAUUGGAAUGGGGAUACCUCCAGAAACUGGACAAAGUCUGUCAACUAGGAUGAAGAAUUUACUUCAGAAAACUUUAUGCGCUGAUCCGUUUAAGAGAUUGGGAGCGAAAAAUAUCCUUAAAAUUUUACGCAGUGUUGAAGGUGAUAUCUACAUACCCGUUGAUAUGAAUCCCAGUUCGUCUAAAGCAGUGAUCCCCAAAGUGGUCUAUAUAGACCCCCAGGGGUCUACAACGACUUCCAAGGGGUCUACGAAAUUGAAAAAAGGAAUUGGGGUCUACGAGAUGUAAAUAAGGGUCUACGAGAGUGGAUCUCUAUUUAAGGUCUCAAGUAAAUAUUAACAGUUCACAAUGCCAUCAUUAAGAAUUAAGAUGAGAACCUGAUAACUAUUAGUAAAUAAAUGAAUUAGACAAAAGCAUGAUUGAGUUUCAGUGACAUUAGAAUCGUAUAACUUGUUAUUAGGUCCUUGUGUGUUAUGUCAUAACAUAAUAUGUUUACCUCUAUGACACCGUUAUUUAUUAUGUAUACUUAAUUUUACAAUUUAAUCACAAUUAGUAUAGCUAAUUAGCAGAGCUAAUAUCACAAGAGAAUUGAGUCUUUAGACUUUAUCAAAGCUAACAAACUUUAAAAUACCAAAAUUAUGACUGCGACCCAAUGAAAAGAAUUAGAAAAAAAUGGAAUUUAUGAUUAUUACAUAACUGAUAAGCAUAUGAACAUACGAAUAUACGAGCAUAUAAAGUAUGUUUGGUUCAACCGCACUUCAAAUAUUAAAAUCUUUGCUUAUGGAUAUGAUCUUUGAAUAUCUCACUAUUGUAUUAUUAUUUGUUGUUGUAAAAAAUAUAUCUGGAUAGUACUGGUUAGUACCAGAUAAUGUUGCACAUUUGAUGCCUAUUUUUUUUACUAUAUUGUUAUAAUUUUUAGUAAAAUAAAUCAUUAAAAUAUACUUUUUUUGCAUUAAAAUGCUUAAUUUGUGUGUUUUCCAAUGUUAUAACUAAUGUGUUUUCACUUCAAGAUUGUAAAAAAAAUAUAUUUUUUUUUUAUAUAAUGUUCCUCAUGGGGCCACUUCCUGCUACGUACACUGCCAGUGUACAUCUCACAGAAUCGUUACUAUAUGGAAUUUUUCAAAAAUUCUUUUUGCAGUGUCUUAGUUUGACCAAUAGAAUUUGAUAUUUAAUAGAAAAUUUAUAUUUAAUGCAGGAAUAAAGUUUUGGGGGUAAAUGGGAUAAUGGAACCAUUAUCUUAUACAAAUAUAAAUUAUUUGAAAAAUUAUUUUAGAACCUUAUUUAAAUAGCUUAAUUUAGUCUACAGGGAAUUUAUAUGGUCAAAUUUAAUUAUGAAAUUUCACAGUGGUAUUUAUGUAUGAAAAUUUAGCUUCUUUCCAUGUCAAACUUAUAUUGCCUUUGUGUAAUUUACUGACACUUUGAAACCACCUAAGUUAGAGUAUUUGUUUAGACAAUGCCAUCUUAAUAAAAAGGAUGUAGAUUUGAAACGCUUUUGAACAAUCAAUAAUAAAAUUGAGAAAAGAUAUAUAGUGGACAAAAUCUUUGCUUUGGCAUCAAAAAGAAAAGAUGAUGGUCUGCAAGUAUCUUAAAGUAUCUUUUACUUAUUGCAAAAUUUUGAAAAAAUCACACAAUAGGCCAAAUUGAAGAAUAUCCCACAGCUGUCAUUGACAUUGAUACGCCAUUUUUAUCUGGGAAAGUUGAAGCAUGUGUGUUGGAGAGGCCUGCAGCUGACGUGGAGAGGUGGAACGGGACUUUGAAACGAUUAUAAGCAAAGUAGCACUAGACAGACCAGCAGACUGGGACAUGUUCCUAAUACAAGUGAAACGAGUCAAUAUUGCCUGGUAAUAAAAUAAUUUUAUUGGCGAAUGUUCGUUUUAUUAUAGAUAAAGAAAUCCACUAAAAGCUUCUUUUUGCAAAAACUGAUAAUCAAUAUUGAAUGUUUUUGAAAGACUACUAUAAAGAAAAAGCCAUCCCUUGAACUAUGAUGCCAGUAGCAACAAAUGGAGAUCACCUUUCAUGGUUGGGUCCAAGGGUGGAUAGUGAAAAAAUGGUAGAUGCUUGAAUCUCUUCAAGUUGUUAUUAACGCAGUUAACCCAAGCAACACAUCUAAUAACUUGCUCAAAUGUGUUGAGAAAAUGACCAGAACUUUCAUCAGUUUUUCCUUCACACUGAAGUGGGAUGGUUGUCCAAAAGCUUUAUUUUAAUUUUUUUUUUUUCUUUUUGACACUGUAUUGAAGUUCUUGGAUGUCAAAGAUCUUAUUUUAAAACGAAAUUUAUUCGGAUGAUGAGUAUACAUUGCUUUUUUUUUAACAGACUUGUUUCAUAUAUCUAUUAGGUUAACUUACAUGUGGUCAUAGGCGUAGCCAGGAUUUUUUUCGAUGGGGGAUUUUCGCAACCCAACCUCACCUCCAGCUACGCCCAUGCAUGUGGUCACCUAAUUUCUAAUGUCCAUUAGAUAUCGUUGAAAACAACACAUUGGAAGUCAGAAAAAAAUAAUUCAUCAAUCUUAGCUAACCAGGGGGUCUACCGAAUCCUGGAAUCCUGGAAAACAUGACAAGGGGUCUACGAACCAAAAAAGUUUGGGAACCACUGGUCUAAGGUGUAACUGAACAAAGUGUAAGGGUCUGCAUAACAUUCCUGAUGCUAAAAAUUUUUAAAAAAUAUAUCACUUAUUUUCCCGUUCAUCACUCGAGUUUAGUUUCUAGAAGUGUCAGUCUACUUUCAUUGCUGCGACUGUUCCAGGUUUUUUUUUUAAUUUUCAUUUUUGUCAGAUUUGUCGUGUCUUUUGGAGAUGAAAGUUGUUUGAUUUUGAUAUGGAAACUGAUUCUAAAUUGUUACCCGAAUAUGCAUGAACACUUCUUUUAAUUAUUUGUUUUUUUCCUCAAACCAAAAUUAUUUUAUUCGUUUGUCUACUUUUGGGAUACAAAUACUUAUAUAAUAAUUGGUAACAUAGCCUAUUGUUACAUGCAUGCAAAUAAAAUAUAUUUUGCUUUUAAAUUUAAUUUAAAAAAAAUUAAACACGAAUUAAUAAAAUGUAUUUUCGUACUUUUAAAAUUACAAUCAUUUUGAUCCCAACAUAUAACCCUUUUUUUUUUAUAAAUAUCGGAAUGUAAAACAUAACCGGUACUCUAAUGGUAUUCUGCUAAUAUUUGUUUUUGCUUAUGUCAAUAUAAAGAUUUUGAAUACUUAUAUAUAUUCAUACCUAUGUUGCAUUUCUUUUCAUAUACAUUCUUCCUGAUUAUGAUAUUUUUUUUUGCAAUAAUUUCUUGGUUGCUAAUUUAAAAAUGUUUGGUUAUUAUAUUUAGUAUAUGUAUUCAAUUUAACCUGUUUUUUAAAUUAAUUUGAUGGUUUUAUUCUGAUUACUUAUUAUAUCCAUCAAAAAGACAUUACCGUCGUUGAAUGAAUAGACGAACGGCUAAAGAUUUGGAAAAUAUUACCAUUCAUUAGUACCUUUUUUAAAGCAAUCUCUCUCUCUCUCUCUCUCUCUCUAUAUAUAUAUAUAUACGAUAUAUCGUAGUUGAAAAAAUACAGUAUUAACAUAAAUUACCAUUUUAAACCCCAAUCGUUAACGAAUUUUUUUCUACCAAUAAAUAUAAACUUCAUUCA
This is a messenger RNA of Biomphalaria glabrata, 5767 nucleotides long. RefSeq lists its product as uncharacterized. The record is from RefSeq and is a predicted model, not a curated record. Bases 338 to 2449 code for a protein of 703 amino acids. The transcript has 21 exons. Gene Ontology annotation, biological process: protein phosphorylation. Lineage: Eukaryota; Metazoa; Mollusca; Gastropoda; Planorbidae. Gene Ontology annotation, molecular function: ATP binding; protein kinase activity.